Exophiala aquamarina CBS 119918 is the source of this 1839-nucleotide messenger RNA. RefSeq lists its product as uncharacterized. Bases 1 to 1839 code for a protein of 612 amino acids. Gene Ontology annotation, molecular function: ATP-dependent protein folding chaperone; ATP binding. Lineage: Eukaryota; Fungi; Ascomycota; Eurotiomycetes; Chaetothyriales; Herpotrichiellaceae. The record is from RefSeq and is a predicted model, not a curated record. The transcript is spliced from 8 exons.
AUGCGUCCAAACGAGAACGUGCUGGGCAUUCGAGCGCCCGGUAGCCGUAGCGAAGGCAUCGCCUAUGGAAGUACGACCCGGGACUGGAGUGAGGUCGUCGUAAUCUCUCGAUGGUCCGGUGGCCAGAACGACAUCCAGGAAAAGGUACCCACACGAAUAGCAUAUGCUGAUGAGAAUAACUUUUCCAUUGAUCGCUGGGGGUACGAUGUGAAAUCGGGCAUGACAAGCACGCAGUGGUUCAAGCUACUGCUCGAUAGCAACACCCGAGUCACAGACUUCGAUGACCCGCAGCUGCAGCAGUCCAUCGGAACAACCCUCAUGCGCCUGCCAGAAGGAAAAUGCGCAGAGGAAGUCGCUUCUGAUUUCCUGUCGAUGCUCUACAGCCACACUAUUAGCUCUCUCUCGGAUCUGAUCGGAAGAACCGCUCUUGAGCAGACCGCAAUCAUAUUUUCAAUUACAACACCUGCAACCUGGUCUCUAGCCGCUCGCCAGGCCACUCGAACAGCUGCUGAGUCUGCUGGUUUCGGCAGUCGAUGGAGAGACGAGAUUAUCCUCACGGAUGAGCCAGAGGCGGCUGCGAUCUUUGCUCUAAAGUCAGUUGUCACGGCUUUCGAUGCGAAGCCUUUCCAGCCAAAUACCUGCGUCCUAAUAGUGGAUUGUGGUGGAGGAACACUAGACCUGAUUACCUACCGUAUCCUCAAGACUGAUCCUCUUCAGCUCGAAGAAGCAUGCAUUGGAGAAGGAGGGAAAUGUGGAGCAACAUGGAUUGAUCGAAACCUCCACAAACUCAUGCAAGAACGGUUCGCCACAGCAUUCACGAGCCUUCCCUCCACCAAAACUGGUGCUCAGAGCAUUUUUAUGGAGACGUUUGAGGGCAUCAAACGUGAUUUCAAUGGCAAUAACGGAGAGGAGCGAGUGUACGAGCUCCCAUUGAAAAUGAAACGUUUGGACGAAGAUGAUCCGGAGAUGGCAGAGAUAUACGACUUCGAAGAGGACUUGGUAAGAAUCACUGAUGCCGACAUCGAAGCAAUGUUUGACCCAGUGGUGGAGAAGAUGUUCGAGCUAGUAAGAAAGCAGCUCAGAAGUGUUCAGAAAGCCAAAGUGCCUCCAGUCCGAACGAUUGUCCUUUGUGGAGGGCUUGGUUCUUCGUCCUACAUGAAAAAGCGAUUGCAAAACCUUAUCGACUGUGAGCUUAAGGGUAAGCCGGAGCUUGUGGUACCGCCUCGACCAUGGUCCGCUAUCGUUCGAGGUGCAGUCAUCAGGGGGCUAGAAAAGUCGCCCGUGACCUACCGCCGCUGUCGUCAUCAUAUUGGUGUCACGGUGCAUGAGAAGUUUGUUGAAGGAGUCCACUGUGCGGACGACCUCUUUUUCUGCCCAAAAGAGGGACGGCGCGCGAAGAAUAAAAUGCUAUGGCAUGUCAAACGCGGCGAAAAGGUUUCAGCGAACCUGAAGAGACCUAUCCAGUGCUAUGUCGUUGUGCAUGAGACUGACAUUUCGAAAUCGGAAUACAUCGUGUACCAAGAUUUCUAUGCCUCCGAAAGCAAGGAUGCGCCUGAGCGAAUAGACUCAGAAGCAGAUGAAACAGACGUGUGGAAGGUCGGAAGAAUGAAGAUCAAUCUAGUCAAGGCUGUAGGACCUGAGCGCGCAAGACUCAAGGCACAGACCGGUCGAUAUCCAGCGCAUCUAGCUUUCGACAUAACUCUAGAGCUGACGCUCGGAUCAGACAAAGGAGUUCUUCAGAUUGAGGCAAAGCAGGGACGCAAGGUGUUUGGGAUGGUUUCCAUCGAGUACGAAUAUGAUCCAGCACACAGAGGAGUUCUAGGGUCUUCCGACGAUUGA